Rotaria sp. Silwood2 is the source of this 2562-nucleotide messenger RNA. The record is from the annotation of a GenBank genome assembly. Lineage: Eukaryota; Metazoa; Rotifera; Eurotatoria; Philodinida; Philodinidae.
AUGUCUGCAUCGGAAAUUCGUCAAACAUUUAUUGAAUUUUUUACAAAAAAACAUGGGCAUUUAUAUGUUCAUUCAUCAUCGACAAUUCCACUUGAUGAUCCAACAUUACUUUUUGCUAAUGCUGGAAUGAAUCAAUUUAAACCAUGUUUUCUUGGUACAGCCGAUCCAAAUAGUGAUAUGGGAAAAUAUAAACGUACGGCAAAUAGUCAAAAAUGUAUUCGUGCUGGUGGUAAACAUAAUGAUUUAGAUGAUGUUGGAAAAGAUGUUUAUCAUCAUACAUUUUUUGAAAUGCUUGGAAAUUGGUCAUUUGGCGAUUAUUUUAAAGAAAAAGCUGUUGAUAUGGCAUGGGAAUUACUUGUUGGCGUAUUUAAAUUAGAUUCAAGUCGUUUAUAUGCAACAUAUUUCGAAGGUAAUGCAAAAAGUAAUCUUCAACCGGAUACAGAAACACAACUCCUAUGGAAAAAAUAUUUACCAGAUGAUCAUAUACUUCCGGGUAAUAUGAAAGAUAAUUUUUGGGAAAUGGGUGAUACUGGUCCAUGUGGUCCAUGUACAGAAAUACAUUUUGAUCGAAUUGGUGGUCGAAAUGCAGCUGAUCUUGUUAAUCAUGAUGAUCCAGAUGUAUUAGAAAUUUGGAAUCUUGUAUUUAUUCAAUUUAACAGAGAAAAAGAUGGUUCAUUACGUGAAUUACCAGCUAAACAUGUAGAUACAGGCAUGGGAUUUGAACGUUUAACAUCAGUUAUACAAAAUAAACGUUCAAAUUAUGAUACGGAUAUAUUUAUGCCUAUAUUUGCUGCUAUUGAAAAAGGAACUGGUGCACGACCAUAUACAGGUAAAGUUGGUGUUGAAGAUCAGGAUAAAAUGGAUAUGGCUUAUCGAGUUAUUGCUGAUCAUAUUCGAACAUUAACAAUUGCUAUUACUGAUGGUGGACGACCGGACAAAACAGGACGUGGUUAUGUUCUUCGACGUAUUCUUCGUCGUGCAAUCCGUUAUUCAUCAGAAAAAUUACAAGCUAAACCUGGUUUUCUUGCAUCACUUGUUGAUGUUGUUGUUGAAAGUCUUGGUUCAUUCUUUCCUGAAUUAUAUAAAGAUCCACAAUUAGUUAAAGAUAUUAUUAAUGAUGAAGAACAACAAUUUUUACGUACAUUAACACGUGGUCAUCGUUUACUAAACAAAACAAUAACAUCAUUGGGAGAUACAAAAACAUUUCCUGGUGAUAUUGUUUGGCGUUUGUAUGAUACAUAUGGUUUUCCAGCUGAUUUAACACAAUUAAUGUGUGAAGAAUGUGGCUUAACAUUUGAUAUGAAGUUAUUUGAAGAAGCACGACAAAAAUCUCUAAUUGCUUCACAACAAACAAGUGGUGAACAAGCUCAAGUUCAAUGUACACUUGAUGUACAUGCUAUUGAUGAACUUAAACAAUCAAAAGGUUUAAAACCAACGGAUGAUUUACCAAAAUAUGAUUAUACAUGUGAUGAACAUGGAAAAUAUGUUUUUCCACCAAUUCAAGCAACUAUUUUAGCAAUUCGUAGUGGUCAAAAAUUUGUUGAUUCAAUUAGUUCAGGAGAAGAAUGUGGUCUUGUACUUGAUCGAACAUGUUUCUAUGCUGAAGCUGGUGGACAAAUUUAUGAUGAAGGUUAUAUUGUUAAAGAAGAUGAUGAAAAUGUUGAAUUUCAAAGAAAAUUGUUUCCAANUGUUAUUCGUCCACCUGCUACUGUGGUCUUAAUUUCUGGUGAUAUUGAUUUUGUUGGAAAAUUGAAUGAUCUUCGUCAUCAAGCAGGAUUUGAAGUCAUUGUUAUUCAUAAUAAACUAGCUAAAGAAGAAUUAAAAGCAACUGUAAAUGCUCAUUAUUCAUGGGAAUUCUUUACUCAACCAUUACAACAACAGGAACUAAAUCUAGAGAAUUUAUCAAAAAAUUUACCGAUAGUUUCAAAUGAUCAACUAAACAAUAAUACUGAAGUAGAUCGAAUACCUACUCCAAAACUAAGACCGUCACGUUUAAGAACAAAAUCUACUUUACAUGAUGGAAAUAAUCCUCAUCAAAAUGAUAUUUUUCAUUUAAAACCUCCAUUAAUGUAUCAACGUUUUCGAAGUGCAAGCCGAAAUCCUCAUCCAAAGAAUUAUAGUCGAUCACGAAAGCCACAAGUUUAUGAGCCUGUUAAUCAAGUGCCUAUGUUCUAUGGUGGUAUUAAUACUCCUCCAACUAUUUUAAACUCUGUAGUUGCACCACGAGCUCGAAACCGUCAGGUAUCUUGUAGUGAUCGCUUAUAUCGACAAAAUCUUACUAUCUUUGGUUCAUAUGAGCAAAUACCAGCAGCUGUUCAUGAUGAUACAUCAAAAAAAGAACACAAUCCAAUGGCAUGUCCUUUAUGCACUAAUGAAUUUGAUACAAUUCAAGCACUUCGUCAACAUCAAAAGGAUAAAAAACACUUAUUCUAUUGUUCACUUUGCAACGAUGGCUUUCCUACAUCACAUAGUUUAAAGCAGCAUCAAAUUGUAAAAGGACAUGAUGCUUCAGAGAAUAUAUCCGAUCAAGACAAACUUCAAUGUAACACAAACAAUGACUAG